UUAUUCUAUUCAUUUUCCAGAUUUUCCAGUUCCACGGCUUUGCACUCAUACAAAUCUGGAACGACAGACAUCAGAACGUCAAAUUUCGACAUUAAAGAUAACAAAAUCAGAUUUAGAAAUAAUACGAAAUCACCUUCCGACGUCAGGGAUUCGAGAUUGCCAUUUCUCGAUGUUCCCAAGGGAGACGACUUACGCUUCCAUGAGCUGAGACUCGAUGAAGAGUACUUGUUAUUCGAAGCCUUCUCCAAGCUGAUGGCGUAUUUACAACCGUCUGGAUUUCCUUUAGAUGUGCUUCGAAAAGUUUUGAGCGGACAAAUGCCAUUACAUCUACUGGCAAUUCAGAUCCUCGAAGCUAACAUCGUCGCUAUUAUUUGGAUAUUUUUCUGGGCAAUGGCUUCACUUUGCCUUCCAUUUGGUGUUGCUGUCAGUUUAUGGUGCACUCAACAUCGCAGACUCAACGAAGAUACUUCAAUUGCUCCCCUCAACUCGGAAAAAUGGAUACGCAGAAUUCUUGGAUAUUCUCUCCAUGUCUUGCUCAUACUGAUGAUCUCACCCAUCAUACUGAUUUUAGCGGGCAACGAACAAAUUUCCAGAUCUAUAUCGAAGUCUCCGACGUCUGCAAGUAUAAUUUACGAGGACGUCAACACUUUCCUGAAAAAUACCCACAUGCAGAUUUCCUUCGUCGUUACGUCGUCUACAGAUAUCGCUUUUGAGGAAAUCGGAAAAGAUUUGGACGCUGUCCAUGAAUUACUUGGGAUACCGUACCAACAAGAAUUAGCGUCAGAUACUGGAAUUGAGAAUGAUUUUGCGAAAUUGGAGGAUCUCAAAGCUUCUACAUACAAAGUGACUUCAUUGGUCUCAGACUUAGUAAAAGAGUGUAACGCUGCCAAGAUAGCUUCCAAUGGCCUCCAAGGACAACUUCAAGAUAUUGUUCAACAGCUAACAAUCGCCAGACAGCAAUGUGCUGAGCAAGAUCGAUCCUUAUAUUAUACCAUACAGAUUUCUGGUAUUGGAGUGGAUUUCACAGUAGAAAAUUUGUUGAACGAUCCGGAAAUAAAACAGCUGCAGCUACUAUCCACAGAUGAGAAUUUCAAUAACAGUAUCGAUGGGGCUCGAGAAGCUUUCUUUGGGGUUUCACAACUCUCCUUGGAAACGGACGUAUACAUAUCAGAUAUGAAAGCGAUCCUGAACAAGAAGAGAACAGAAGUGUAUGAAUCCACUCAUUCGUUAGACGUACUGGCGAGGUCUCUGUCACAAACACUGGGGGCCAGUCAACAAAAGGCAACUGAGGCGAUCCAGAAGGUGGCUGACUGGGAUUUGUGGAGAUGGUUGGCUGUCGUAGUAAUAACGUCGAUAAUGUCGCUGAUCUGGGGCCUCCUGCUAUGUGGCGCUCCGUGCGGAUGCGGGGUCACUUCCCGGACCAUUCCGUUCCUGACCUCCGGAGUUGCCCUUUCUUGCAUUGCAUGCCUUCUUGCCUGGGGCCUCGGCUCUCUAGCUCUCCUUAUCGCCGGCCAUGGCCAGACGAUGAUAUGCGAUCCUCUAGACGACUAUCCCGGUUACGACGUAUUGGGCGAGUUUGUGGAUGCCAAGGGAAUUCUGUAUACAGAGGGAUUACUGGAGGAUUUCGUCGAUGAGAAUGAUACGAUUCGAAUCGCUGAAGUGUUGAAGCAAAGUCAGAGGAACAUGCCAGCUUAUGGAACCUUCCACCUUUACAAUAAGUUGAAUGUUGAACACAUCAUCAAUUAUAGAAAAUGGCGAGACCUCGAGGAUAUUUUCUCCAAUUUCAUUGUCGAAAAAUGUGCACUGAGUAUUCUCAGUCCAUCUUUGACAACGAGUUUACAGCGCCUGUCGACUGCUAGCGCCCUAAACCUGACGUCACAUCGGCUCCGGGCUUCCGCCCCGACGACAAAAAGAGACCUCGGCUCGUUUGCUGAUCAAUUGAACACCGUCGCCCGGCAGCUGAGCGAUCCGGCCAGCGCCCGGAAGAUGGACAACAUCGCCUUCCAUGCCAGAAAGGUCAUUAAUGGCGAGCUUCAACAGCUGAACGAGAUAAAAAACGGGAUACUGUAUAAGAUCACGACCUUAGAGCUGUUGCUGCACCCACUCAAUGUACAUGCAAAUGAGUCUUUGGAGAAUUUGAAAAGCAUCCAGUAUUCUUUGGACAAUGAUGGUUGGAAAACUGCUGAAAAGGUGCGAAAACAAUUCGUCUCUCGCAUUGAAAGUUGCUUAGAAGAACUUUACAAUUACGUGAAUGUCAAAGUCACGCAGGAAAUAGGGAAAAGUCGACCACUUUGGGAAAUGUUCCGCUCCAGUCGAUUUUACAUUUGCAAAUUAAUUGUGGAUCCAUUGCACGGAAUAUCCUUCUUCUGCUCUUUUUCUGUAUUACUACUCCUAACGAUAGCUCCUAUUGUGAUAAAAUUAGUGGAUUAUUACAAGGAAGAUUCAUUACUAUCCAGAGACUACUUGAUAGACGAUCAAGGUGUUUGGGCUUCGCCAUCAUCAGUUCCUAUUCAAGAAAUACAAAUAACACCUCCAGAAGAACCUCUCGCCAGACCAUCAGCUUCUACAUGGGUUAGUCCGCCCUCACAGAGACAACCUUCUCCUCAUCGGAUUCCGCCACCGCCAAGAGGUCGACGGAACCAUCAUGAAUCACUCAAAUUGGUGGAACCAAUUUCAUGGAAAACUGGAUCAACCACCCCGAGAAGAUGGAUUUGAUUCGAAUAGUGCUGAGACUUCGAUGGAAUAUGACUUGCCUAGUUGAAAGAUCUUAAAAAAUGCAUGUUGCAUUCAUAUUUCUAUAUUGUUCAAUGAAAAAAAUAAUUCUUGAGUAAACUUUCAGGUAGGAACCGACCCGCUUUCGUUAAGUACUUUUAUUCAUCAGUACUAUACGUACUAUUUUACAGGGUAACAUUGCAAUGAAUACAAAUAGUUGGCAUAAAAUAAGCUUGACGUAUACAUUAUCGAAUGACACCAAUCACAAAAAUUCUGGAAUCUGGAUGAACUUUGGGGUAAGACCCAUUUUCCUACCCAAAGUUAUACGGUGUGGAAAUUUUGACGCCACCUUUUCCGUACGGAAGGCACAAUCACGCGGAAUUCAAUUGACUUGAAGUGGCAUAGAUCGAUUUUUGUUAAGUUUCGUUCAAUUUUCAAUAUGGAAUGUUCCGUUAAUUAGCAGAACAAGAAAAAAUCUGAAAUUGUGGGAAUACUCGUUAGACACUAUCUAUAUCAUAUUGAUGUGCUGAAUAUGUGCCAUAAUUUCAAAAACGCCUCGAAUAUCUUCAAAAUUCUCCUGCAUUUUCAUUUAUAUCCACUAGCCGAAGAUGUUCAAGAUGUAGUCGAGACCUUAGCAUAUAGCAUAGACAAACAGUUGAGAUUACUAUAGUCGAAGUAGAAUACUUACUUGAGUCAAAAAUAUAUUUAUUUCUGGUAUUAGUUUUGUAGAUUCGUAUUCACAUAAAAUAGUAACAUUCAAUUAUGUUUUGAAUGAGAAAAAUUGACCACUACACUAGUAAUAUCUGAUCUAUUAUAAACAGGGUGAAAUUCAUUAGCUCAUUUCAAGAAGAAUAGUUCAUAUGAACAUAUAACCUUAACCUCUUAACUUUCGAGAUUUUCUGUGACGGGAAAAAAGUUUGACAUUCAAUCUCUGUUGACAGUUUAUUGAAUGUCACUCCUCAUAAAUCACUUCUCAUCCAUAGGGAAAAAGUGCUUACUCUUUUCCCGGAUAUAUACAAUACACUGUUGAUCGCUUUUGUUGGGCGAGUUCCGAAAAAUAAUCCAAUAACACCGUCUCCGGGAAAGAACAGCAAGUCCGUUUAUCCUCCAUAUUCCACUUCGCGGUGACUCAAAUACUAAACAUCCACUAAGUCCGCAAUUUUUUAAAAUCGGAUCACAGAAUUUGAGUGACAAAUAUUUGAUUACCCCAAAAGAAGGAUAAAGAUUCCUGCAUAAAGAUACCUAAAAGGCAGGUGUAAUAUUUUAAUAUAAUGUAAUAUAUUCUCGAUAUUGAUUCGUUGAGAAAAAUAUAGGAUUUUAUCACUUUUUUCUUUGUAUAAUAAAUUACUAUUUCUCUUCAUUAUUGAUUGAAGAUACUUUCACAAUCGAUCAAAUGUCAUUAUUUUGAUUGCAAUGGCACCAGACUACUAGUUCGAAAAAAGUUCGUUAUACCACAAAUGCAUGAAAACAUUCAGGAGGUAGAAUUGUUGCAAAAUAAAUGGGGAUUCAAAGAGUUUUUUUUUGGAAAACAGUGAGGGCAUCCAUUUGCCAAAAAUGCAUAUUGAUGGUUAGUAGAUAAUGUACAGUGAUGCCCAAUAAAUUGGUAACGUAAUAAUAGGAAAACGAUUUUUUUCUUGAAACUUCAACACUCUAUAGCCCAAACGAGGUUAAGAUUAUAUGUUCAUAUGAACUUUUCUCCUUAAAAUGUGCUACCAUUCCUAUAUUUUCAGCCAUCAAUUAGAUUAAACGACUCUGUAUAGUAGACAAAUUGGUGAUAUGAUAUGGAACGUAUAAUUCCGAUAUUUUUUUUGUAAUAGACAUAAUGAUGCCAUUGUAUGUUAUUAUGUUAAUAAUUGUUAGAUAUAGAGAUUCAUGUAUAGAAAUGGUUUAUAUUUCGAUUCAUUCAUAAAAUGUAUCGAACUAUUGUAGCCGUAAAAAAACGGAGCGUUUUUGCAUGCUAGCCUGGUGUCCGC
This is a messenger RNA of Phaedon cochleariae (mustard beetle), 4685 nucleotides long. The record is from the annotation of a GenBank genome assembly. NCBI's taxonomy places the organism in Eukaryota, Metazoa, Arthropoda, Insecta, Coleoptera, Chrysomelidae.